Molecule: messenger RNA, 1705 nt
Organism: Pomacea canaliculata
Lineage: Eukaryota; Metazoa; Mollusca; Gastropoda; Architaenioglossa; Ampullariidae
Product: 26S proteasome non-ATPase regulatory subunit 8-like
Exons: 8
Coding region: 45-845 (266 amino acids)
Biological process (GO): proteasome-mediated ubiquitin-dependent protein catabolic process
Cellular component (GO): proteasome regulatory particle; cytosol; nucleus
Source: RefSeq, a predicted model, not a curated record
UCAAAACUUCCGACAGUCGCUUGCUCGGUCUGUAGAAACGCGAAAUGGCUGCUUCCUUAAAAGAAAUCGUGCUCAUGUAUCAGAGUCUAAAACGUGAAUGGGACAAAAAACCUCCCAAUCUUGAACGUUGUGGCGAUAUUUUGUUAAAACUAAAGCUUGCCCUUACUGGAGUCACAUUUCUACCUACUGAUGAGAGCAACCCAUCAAAACAAGAGCUUCUGAUAGCAAGAGAUAUUCUUGAAAUUGGAGCACAAUGGGCUAUUGCCAUGCGAGACAUACCAUCAUUUGAGCGCUAUAUGGCUCAGCUCAAAUGUUACUAUAUGGAUUACAAGGACAACUUACCAGAGUCUACAUUCAAAUAUCAGCUUCUGGGAUUGAACCUACUGUGCCUUCUCUCGCAGAAUCGCUUGGCCGAGUUCCACACUGAGCUAGAAUUGCUGCCUGCUAAGGAGCUACAAACAAAUGUUUACAUCAAGCAUCCCGUGUCUAUGGAGCAAUACCUUAUGGAGGGUAGCUACAACAAGGUUUUCUUGGCACGCGGCAAUGUCCCUGCUGACAACUACAACUUUUUCAUCGAUAUUCUUCUAAACACAAUCAGGGAUGAGAUUGCAGGGUGCAUUGAAAAAGCAUACCCAAAGAUUGCUAUGAGUGAAGCAGCCAGGAUGUUAUUCUUCGAUACACAGAAACCCAUGACAGAAUAUGCUCAAAAGCGAGGCUGGACCAGUGGGAGUGAUGGAUUCUUUUAUUUUCAAAUGGAGCCUAAGACUACAGAUGAAGUUAUUCCUGCCAAGAUGCUAGCAGAGCGGACAAUAGAAUAUGCACGGGAAUUAGAAAUGAUAGUGUAGGGCGUUUGCUGAACUAAAGCAGUUUCUGCAAAACAGUGGUCUGUUCAUAAACACCUUCAGUCAUCUCAGUUGUGCAGUUUCCUUAAGACUAAGAGGACAUCUCAGUAAUGUCCUUUACAGAUUGUUCCUGCAAUGAAAUAGCACUUUGCAGUUUUACUUAGUCCAUUGAGCAGAUUUGAUAAAUCAUUAAAAUAACAAUAUGGAAAAAUAUGUGUAGACAUGUGUGCAUUGAUGUGUAAGGUUGUAGUUAAUGUGUAUGAAGAGAAUGUGUGGUCUGAUAAUUAUUAAUAUGCAGAGAUUGGUCAUGAUCAGUUACACUAGGCUCUUGUAUGUAUGCUUCCAUGCUGCAUGUAUAGAUGUUGGGGUGGGCUGGUGUUUGCAUGUGUGCUUGAUUUUUAAAAAAGCACAAGAUAAACAGUCUGCAUCUAUUUUGUAUGAAUGAAUGUUUUUAACUAAAAAAAAAAUUCGUGACUUUUGUUGGGAUAGUCAUUUUGUUGUUCAGCUGUAGAAAAAUACAGUAAGUUGUAGUUCUUUGUAGAGGAUGGUCAUAAAAAUAAUUUUGUUUCAUUUUUUGCUUCAUUUGAAAAAAACCCCAUUAAAAUAAGAGGGCGUGGUGUUAGUUUUAUGCCAUGUAAAACACUGCAAACAUAGCAAAAACAUUGUGAAAGACCUGUUUAGUCUCCAGAGAAGUGUGUAUUUUAGCUUGUUUCUUCUGCAUUGCCGACAGGCAUGUUACACAGAUGCUUUUUCCAUUAGAGGAAUUCGACCAGAAGGAGUAAUCAUGUGCACUGCUAAGUACCAGGUGUGACUGUGAAUUGCUUCUGGAAUAAAGACACUUUUGUAAGUGCAGAUGAAGCAAG